AUGCAUAUACAUUUUAAUGAGGACUUGUAAAAUUUACUUAAUAGCCCAAACUUAUCUAUUUAUUAAAUCGUAAACUAACUGCUUAAAAGCUAAAUUGAUUCUUUUAGAAUAUUAAGAAGCGAAUUUACUAUUAGUAGUAACAAUAAAGCUAACAAAUUAAAUAAUACAAAUUAAAACUCUAAAUCCAAAUUUAGCUUCUAAGGAAAUAAUUCAAAUGAAAAAAAUGCAAAAUUUUACGAAAUUGUUAACAAUAAUACACUAAUUUUAAGAGGAAAGACAUAGAGUGGAGAAACUCUUUUUAAAAUUUCAAUUUACCAAUACUUAGGUCAAGAAUUUAAAAGUAAUUUAAAAUGCACACAAGAUGGGUUAAAUGACUAAGAAAAUAUGAAUACAGAAGGUAGAGAAACACUUGCUAUGAUAGAGCUAAUCAAUAUUGAUAAUCUAAUCAAGUAAAGAGAUGCUAGUAACCUUAAGUCGUUUAAAGGAAAAAUGUUGGCUUCUCUCUCUCAUGAGUUAAGAACUCCUCUAAACUGCAGCAUGUAGUUAAUUGAAACAUUAUAUCAUUCAGGGUUGCUGUAAGAUGAAGACAGAGACUUAUUUUUGGCUCCAGCAAUUCAGUCAAAUUAAUUGCUGCUUCAUAUUAUUAAUGACAUUUUAGAUUUUUGUUAAAUUAAUAAUGGUGAUUUAAGACUUAUUUUCGAAGAAUUUGAAAUAAGAAAGGCUAUCUAUGAAUGUAUAUAAUUAUUUGCACUUUAAAGCUCUCAAAAAAAUUUACCAAUUGAAAUUAUCAUAGAUUUUCAACUACCUUUGUAUAUUAGGUCAGAUUAAAACAGAUUUAAGUAGGUAUUUUUGAAUAUUCUCAGUAAUGCAGUGAAAUUCACUGAGUAAGGUAAGAUCACUAUUGAAGUAGAUUAUUGUUAAGUUUUAGAUUUAUCUAUUGAGAAUUCUGUUAAAAUAUCUAUCUAAGAUACUGGCUGUGGUAUCACUCCUGAAAUAGCUAAAAAUAUUUUUAAUGGAUUUAAUUCUAAUAAUAUAUAUGAAAAUAACUCUCUUUAAUCCCUAUUUAAACCUGAUUUACAUAAAUUGAGUAAAAAAAAUUUCUAAGAUGCUACGUUUAAUUAACAAAAUGCAAGUUAAUCUCAAUAUGAUAUCACAAACAAAGUAGGGGCUGGCUUAGGUUUAAGUAUUUCAUAUAAUUUAGCAAAAGGACUGGGCUCAAAUAGAGGGAUAGAAUUUUAAAGUUAGCCAAACGUAGGAUCAAUAUUUACCUUUUAUGUAACAGAUAGGAAAUAGUAAGUACCUGGCUGUAAAUUAAAUAUAAGAUCCUUUCAUGACAUUUAGUUUGUUAAUUGGUAAACUCUUGACUCUGCAUCUAGUCAUAAAAUUUAGACUUCUGUUAUCUUAGCAGAUAAAUCUAAAAGAAUGUCAAUCUCUCACAAAAAUAGUAGAUUUUCCUAGUUUUAAUUAGAAAACUAUUGCAGCCAGAGAAAGAUUAGCAUUCAAUAUAGUCAUUAGUCUUAAAUUUAAUCAGAAAAUAUAAAGACCUCAAAUUAAAUGUCAAAACCAUCUCUCAUUAUUUCUGAUAGAAAUAUAGACAUAAAUUAAGAUGUAAUUCAUAGAAAGAGAAGUAAGCCCAAAGAAGGUAAAGAAGAAGCAUUAUAAAUACAGUCUUUGAGAAGAUGGUAAUAAGAAUUAGAUAAGUAGAUGUAUGAAAGCUAUUAAGAGAUAUCUAAAAACAAUUAUGAUUAAGAAAGUUAAAAUAUUUAUGCUGAUGAAGAAAGCAAUAAUCUGUAUAGUAGUUAUUAAAACAUUAAUUAAACUUAAGGGAUAAAAACUAUUAAUCAAUUUGAAAUUCAAACUUCUGGAUACUAUCUUUUAUAAAACAGUUAAAUAUUUUAACAACCAACUAAACAACAAUAUAAUGUAUAAAUGUACUAAGAGACACAAAACUAAUAUAAACUUGAUACUAAAAAAGGCUUUCAAAUGCUUUCUGUUAUGAACAAUAGCGAAUAAAAAAAAAUAAACUUAAAAAAAUAAAUACCAAGUUCUAAAAGUAUUCCCUCACAAAACAAUUUUGAAUUAGAUAACUAAAACUACAGAAAGCAUCUUAUUUAUUCUUAAAAUUAAAUUUCUACGGAAUGUGCUAAAACUCCUGAACCAGAAAGUCUUAAGGAUAAAAUAUAUUCGAAUGAAAAAAUUAAUUUUAAGCAGGAGGUUUAAAAAAUCAAUUCAAAUAUGUCAAACGAUGAAUAAUAGAUUCGUAGUAAUUCAAAUUCUUAAUUUAGUAUUGAUUUCAUUUAAGAUUUAAGUCCAUAAUCAAUUAGAAAUAAACAUGAAAUUUCAGAGAAAAAAAAAUAAUAAGAAAGAAAUGAGAAAAUACUAAUUUACAAUAAUAGAUGUAACACUAUUUACCAUGAAACUACUUAAUACAAAAACAAUAUUGAUAUUAUUAAACAAAAGAUAAAAGAAUUGAUUACAUGUAGCUGCCCAAGUAUACUCCUAGUAGAUGAUAAUGAUUUCAAUCUGUAUGCCCUUGAAAUUCGCUUAAAACCGUAUAAUAUAUAUGUAGACAAAGCUAAUAAUGGAUUUUUGGCACUCUAAAAAGUAUAAGCAAGAUACUACUCUAAUCAGUGCUGUCAAAAUUAUUAAUUGAUAUUUAUGGACAUAGACAUGCCAGUUAAAAACGGUUAUUAAGCUGCUUAAGAAAUAAAUUUAUUUUUCAAAUCAAUAAAUAUGAAAAAAUUAUCUCCAAUAUCAGCUUGUACUGCUUUCGUUUCAGAAGAAGAAAAGAGGAAAGCUUUUGAAUCUGGUAUGUAAUAUUACAUUACAAAACCAGUUGAUAGCUAAAAGUUAGAAGAUGUUUUGCUUAAAGUAUUUAAAAUAUGA
Messenger RNA from Tetrahymena thermophila SB210, 2886 nucleotides. RefSeq names its product ATPase, histidine kinase-, DNA gyrase B. The transcript has a single exon. Lineage: Eukaryota; Ciliophora; Oligohymenophorea; Hymenostomatida; Tetrahymenidae. Gene Ontology annotation, molecular function: phosphorelay sensor kinase activity. Gene Ontology annotation, biological process: phosphorylation; phosphorelay signal transduction system. The record is from RefSeq and is a predicted model, not a curated record.